Molecule: messenger RNA, 616 nt
Organism: Acaulospora morrowiae
Lineage: Eukaryota; Fungi; Glomeromycota; Glomeromycetes; Diversisporales; Acaulosporaceae
Source: the annotation of a GenBank genome assembly
GACCCAUCCACCAAUGAAUACUGUUUGGUGAUGGACUAUGCCAAGAACCAAGACUUGAGGACCUACCUGAAUAAUAAUUACAAAAAUAUGAAUUGGAUCUCGAAUAAAUUACAAAUCCUUGGUAGCCUGGUAAGAGGAUUAAAAUUAAUCCACGACGAAGGAUUUACUCAUGGGGAUUUGCACUCAGGCAACGUAUUAAUUGGUGAUGAUGAGAUGGCAAUCAUCACGGAUCUUGUUCUGUCACCUAAUUAUGUUGGCGAAGGUGGAUUAACCAAGGAUGAGCCGAAAGGAAUGUACGGGGUGCUCUCAUUUGUCGCACCGGAAGUAUUACAAUGUAAGCCCUACACCACUUUAAGUGAUGUAUAUAGUUUCGGGAUCCUCAUGUGGACUUUGACUUCUGGAACGUCGCCGUUGUCGAAUUUUGAUUUUACAACGGCUCUAGCGUGGUAUUUCAUGGAAAAAGAUCAUGAGCAGUUUAAGAAUUCCGACGAUGAUAAUGGAAAAGGUUUGACGAAACCAGAGAAAACUAAAAAAGUAAUCGCCGAUGAGAAGUUCUACAGCCAAUUUAUCGACCUAGAGGCGAUCUCAAAAAUUGAAAGAUUUGAAGAAUUGGAUG